GCCGGCUACGUGUGUGGGAGAGAAACCUGCUGAGUAACCAAGCAAAGGAAAGAAACUAAAUUAAGCAUUACUUUUUACUGCAUGGAAUAACUCCACUGACUUUUCCCCACUGAGGCGUUAGGAAUGUAAACUAGUAAAAGCUGAAUGCCCGAGAGCACAUUUACAAGUCCGGACUGAACGACAAUGGAAUUUCUGAUCUCGUAACCACGAGAAAUAACGUUAUCUGUCUGCGUAUACAAGCGCCGGUUGCAGACAAAUAGGAUUACGUUACUCUCAUUGAAAACCUUCCUGCUUCGCUGAAAAAAGGAGUAAACCAGCGUUUUGAGCAAGUGGCUGAAGAAUUGUACACAGGGCAAGGUUUGGACAAAUCUUAAAGGGAGCCAUGGAAAGAUUAGAAAUGGCAGGAAAAGAGCACUGAAUUUUUAAAGCCACAUCUCACCAUUGAGUGACAUCCUCUACUGCCAUCAUUGCUCAAACCUGGGGACUCUACUUCUUGUAAAUAGCUGUGGCCAGGGAAAAACCUCAUCUUGUCAUCGGAGGAACACAGUGGAUCAGGUUGUGUCCAGAAGGAUGUGUUUUUAAACCCGAACUGCUGGGAGGUCAAGAGGGGACAUGCCUCUGUAAAACAGCACUGGAAACCAAUGCUCUAUUGCCAUGCUUCCGGGGAUGGUGCGUCGUCUUUCAGCAGUCCAAACGCUGCUGUCUCUCCUGCUGCUAGCUGUCGGCUGGCCCUUCACCUCAUUACCUAGUGGUGUUGUCCAAGGAUCAAAGUCCUCCCCCUCCAGUCUUUAUCCCACCUUUAUCCGGAAUGACACUCUGUUUGAGCACUUGGCCCUGCAUCCUGACCCCAGUGUGAGUCGGGUCUACGUCGGGGCCCGAGAUCACUUGUUCCAGUUGGAUCAGUUUCUCCAACCUGAACUUCAGGAUGACACUGGACCAGUCACAGACAGUCGGGAGUGUUUACCUCCUGUAACUGAGAGCAACUGCCCCCAGGCUAGGGUCACCAGCAACCACAACAAGCUCCUGCUGGUCGACCCGUAUUCCAUGGAACUUAUUACCUGCGGGAGCGUCAACCAAGGAAUCUGCCAGAAACGUAGUCUGGAUUCUGUGGAUGUGGUACUUUUCUCUACAGAGAGGCCGGUGGAUACUCAAUACGUAGCAGCUAACCACCCCAAUGUUAGCACUGUGGGACUGGUGGUUCGCUCUCAUCCUGACAGGCAGCCAGUUCUGUUUGUUGGGCGGGGUUACACCAGCAGCCACCCACCUAUUUCCACACGAAACCUUGCCCAGGAACCCAUCUUUUCUUACGAAGAGACUGCCAAGUUGGCUGUGGCUGGCCGUCUCUCAGAAUAUGACCAUCAUUUUGUAGCCUCAUUCGCCCACCGCCAGCAUGUAUACUUCCUCUUCUACAGGCGGGACCUAAAGUCACAGUCACGUGAAUAUCGCACCUACGUCUCUCGUGUGUGUUUGGACGACCAGGCCUAUUACUCCUAUGUAGAAGUUCCCUUGACGUGCCAUUCCAGGGCAGGAAAAAUUUACAACCUCUUGCAAGCUGUUCAGCUUGGGCUCAACAAGGACAGUAAAUUGAGCCAAGGGUCAGAAGUUCUUCUUGGUGUCUUCUCCACUCAUUUGGCUUCAUCAACUCGGCCCAGUGAGGACUCGGCCCUCUGCAUGUUUGACCUUAAGGACGUGGACUACAGGAUUAACUCCACCAGAGACCUGUGCUACACACAGAUGGGGAAAGAAGCAGGACUGGAGGCAGCCUACAUAGAGUAUGAAGUCAAAUCCAACUGUGCCAACCUGCCAGAGAACACUCUGACUGCAUACCCUUGCGGCUCUGACCACACCCCUAGCCCGAUGGCCAGCAGGAUGCCCAUAGAAGCAGAGACCAUAUUGGACAGCCCAUCUGCCCGUCUCACUGCUGUGGCUGUCAGCGUGAGGGCGGGACAUACCAUUGCUUUCCUAGGAGACUCCAAGGGGAACCUGCACAAGGUGUUCUUGGGGCCAAACGGCGAGGUGGAGGAGUACUCGGUCAUCUCCAUUCAGCAGAAUACUGCUAUCAGUUCAGACCUCAUCCUGGACCAAACAGAGGAACAUCUCUUCAUCAUGACUCAUAACAUGCUGCAGAAGCGGCCUGUGGCAGAAUGCCAGCAGUACCCAGACUGCCAUUCCUGCCUGCUGGCCCACGACCCAUACUGUGGCUGGUGCGUCCUGGAGGGAAGGUGUGUGUUGCAGUCAGAGUGUGCUCGUGGGAAGCAGCCAGGUCAGUGGCUGUGGAGCUUUGACAUGGAGCAGCAGUGUCUGGCCGUCCAGGACCUCAACCCCUUCAACAUCAGCAGGGAGGAGAGCAGGACAGUGUCUCUGACAGUCACAGGACUUCCAGUGUUAGAGAAAGAUGAGUCCUACUCCUGCUUUUUCAUGGACAGCCACAGUCCAGCCAUUGUCACUGAAUCUGGGGUCACCUGCCAUUCUCCUGACACCAGCCAAGUACCCAUGGUGCCUCCUGGACAGGACUUUGUCACAGUCACCCUGUCUCUUCGAUUCGGCGACAUCACCGUCACAGCGAGGGAUUUCACCUUCUAUGACUGUACGGCUGUUAAGCAGCUGUCUGGCAGCAUGCCUUGCCGUGGUUGUGUUUUGAGCCGAUGGGGCUGUAACUGGUGUGUUCACCAGCACUUGUGCACCCAUAAGCCCACCUGUGAAGAGGGGGUGAUCAUCUACAACAAACAUUUUAAACUCCCCACCUCAGCUCCACCCACAACCAAAACUAUUAAAGUCAUCACAACAGCCACUACCACAACGGCUGCCCUGACAACCAGUACCAUGACAACUACCACAACAACUCCCACAACAAGUACAACUAUUGCCACAACAACAACUGCAGCCCCUGUCACAAUAGCAACCACUCAGGAGCCAACCACCCCCCCUGCACCCACUACUCCACCCGCGACCACCACCAGCCUUGAGCCAACCACUCCACCCACCACACUGCCCCCUCAGCCUGCCAGCACCCUAACAUCCACCACACCAGCACCCACUCCACCUCUACCCCCGAAAGUCACCACCAUAAAGGAAGAAGAGACUGAAGCAGGAGAGCUUUUUGUUGUCACCCAAAGUGACACUGAAGGUGCUGCAGUUACACCCACUGUUGUCAUGGUAGCCACAGAGUUGGUGCCUGUAACCAUGGCUGAUGGUCUAAGUGGAGAUCUGGACCCUGUGGUGCCUUUGAUCAUCCCGCCGCAUGAACCGGAUUCCUCCACCCUUGAGGUGGUGACAGAGUCGCCCCCCAGCGAUGCCCAGGAAGCAGAGAGAGCUUUGAGCCUGGCAGAGCCUCCCACAUCGGCCUCUUCGGGCUUCCCCCUGCCCACGCCCUUCUCUGUGGGCGAACCUGGCGACUCCGAGCCCUCCCUCUACCUGGACCUGACCCAGACUUCCACCCUGAUGCCCCCACAAGACUACCAGACUGAGGCAGGAAGCCCAGGCACCGACCCUGAGGUGCUCCUCUGGCCAAAAGAAGAAGGAGACGUCCACGCUCAGAGUGUCGUCCAGUCAGAAAAUGACACAGCCACAUUUUCUGCUGCCACUGUGUUGUCAGGUGAUGGUGAGGUCGACCACACCCUCCCAUCCUACCCCAAACUGCUGGAUACUGACUCAGAGCUGGACUACCAGUAUGAUCCAGCUGACGCCUUCCUCCCGGGCGACGAGGGCUCCUAUGUCAGCUGGGGUUCCUCAGCUUGUCCCUGUGUGGAGAAGGUGCAGGGUUCAUCACUGCUCCCUGUCAGAGUGGAGAGGAAGAUCACCUUACUGGCCCGCAACCUGCACCUCUAUCAGGAUCCAGAGCUGGACUAUGAGUGUGUGUUGGUGAUCGAGGGGCAGACGGUGGUGGUGGAUGCCUAUGUGGAGACUGAUGACAUGAAUCCAUCAAACUUCGACAUCACCUGUCAACUACACCAGUACACAUAUUCUGCUCCAGUGGAGGAAUACAAUGCCAUGGUGUACGUGAAGAGGAGGGACACCUUCCAUGUGGACAGCUCUCCUGAUCUAUAUGUGACUCUGUACAACUGCUCUGUGGGCCGCUCUGACUGCAGCCGCUGCCACACAGCUGACCAUAAGUAUGGUUGUGUGUGGUGUGGAGGUGCUCGGGCCAGCUGCUUGUAUUCAGACUCCUGUAGUGAAUCUGUACAGCAGAUGUGCCCUGCCCCCGUCAUCCACUCUAUCGAGCCCCUCUCUGGGUUGUUGGAAGGUGGCACAAUGGUGACCAUCUCAGGCUCCAACCUGGGCCAGAAGGCUGAAGACAUCCUCUACUCUGUGUCAGUAGCCGGGAUUCCCUGCACGGUCAUUCCCAGCCUCUAUGAGGUCUCCUCCAGAAUUGUGUGCAGGACCAAAGCCAGUGGAGGAGAGAAGGUGGGCCAUAUCUCUGUAAAAGUGAGCGGAGGAGAGUUUGGUGUGUCCAGCCAGACAUUCAGCUACCAGGACCCGUUUGUGAUGGGGGUGUCUCCUGAAAGGGGACCCAAAGCCGGAGGAACGUCCUUGACGAUCAUUGGCCGAAACCUGCUGACAGGACGUCCCUCUGACCUCACCAUCACUGUGGGAGGGGUGACUUGUCACAUUGUGUCAGAGGUGCAGAGUACCAGUGUUCAGUGUGUGACAGGCAGCAGUAAUAAGACAGGAGAUCUGCGGGUCACCCUGCAUUACGGUAGCAGCCAGCGUCACCUCCACACUUCAGCCUACCGCUACACUCACAACCCCAACAUCACCCAUGCCACACCAGCAAAGAGCUUCCUGGAUGGUGGUCGACUGAUCUAUGUGUCGGGCCAAAACCUGGACGUGGUGCAGGAGCCCCGGAUGGUGGUGGCUGUCUUUCCCUUCACGUCAAUCAGCCCAAAUAAAAGGAGAAAGAGGAGGAGGAGUGGAGAGCAAGAGGAGGACAGGGAGAAGACUUUUGGGAGGGAAGCGAGGAUGGUUCCUGAACCUAUCUGUCCUGGAGACCCACUCUGCUCUGUCAAACAGUUCAUGGAGCGCUGUGAGGUGAACUCCUCUUCACUGAUCCUAUGCCGCUCUCCUAUGGUGGACUCCUCCAUCUGGGGGUCAAAGGUCACAACAGAGUUUCUGCUAGACAACCUGCGCUUUGACUUCAGCAGUCUGAACCCCCAGACUUUCAGCUAUGCACGCAACCCAGUCCUGCGGCCCCUUAACCAGCAGGACCCUCUGAAGGCCUACCGCUACAACCCUGGCAGCUUCAUCCAGCUGGAGGGGGAAGAUCUGGACCUGGCCAUCACUAAGGAUGAGGUGGUAGUGUUGGUUGGGGAAGGUGUGUGUGCUGUUAAGACCCUGACCAGAAACCAUCUGUACUGUGAGCCACCACCUCAGCAGCCUGCACCAGGACCCAACGGCAAGAAACGUGAGGGCUCUGACAAUCUGCCUGAAUUCACAGUCCAAAUGGGCAACCUGAACUUCUCCCUUGGAAAGGUUCAGUAUGACAACCUCAGCCUGUCUACCUUCCCCCUGGAGGCUCAGAUUGGAGUUGGGGUUGGGGCGUCCAUAGUAGCCCUCAUCGUCCUCAUCAUCGUGCUCAUUUACAGGAGAAAGAGUAAGCAGGCUGUGAGGGACUACAAGAAGGUCCAGAUCCAACUUGAGAACCUGGAAACCAGUGUGAGAGACCGCUGCAAGAAAGAGUUCACAGACCUAAUGACGGAGAUGAUGGACAUGUCCAGCGACCUGGUGGGCUCUGGCAUCCCUUUCCUUGACUACCGGAGGUACGCUGAGCGCAUUUUCUUCCCCGGCCACCGGGAGUCUCCACUGAGGAGAGAUCUGGACGUUCAGGAGUGUCGGAGACAGACGGUGGAGCAAGGCCUGGUGCAGCUGUCCAACCUGCUCAACAGUAAACUCUUCCUCACCAAGUUCAUUCACACUCUGGAGAGCCAGCGGACUUUCUCUCCCAGAGACCGGGCCUAUGUGGCCUCCCUGUUGACGGUGUCGCUGCACGGCAAACUGGAGUAUUUCACCGACAUCCUCAAAACUCUCCUCAACGAUCUGGUGGAGCAGUAUGUGGCCAAGAACCCCAAACUGAUGCUGCGACGAACAGAAACUGUGGUGGAGAAGCUGCUGACCAACUGGAUGUCCAUCUGCCUCUAUGCUUUCCUCAGGGACUCAGCGGGGGAGUCUCUCUACAUGCUGUUCAGGGCCAUAAAGCACCAGGUAGAUAAAGGACCAGUGGACAUUGUGACCGGCAAGGCCAAGUACACCCUCAAUGACAACCGCCUGCUGCGAGAGGACGUGGAGUACAAGACCCUGACUCUGAAUGUGUUGGUGCAGGGUGGAGGAGUGAACGAGAGCCAGCCGCUGCCCUCCAAAGUGUUGGACUGUGACACCAUCACACAGGUGAAAGAAAAGCUGCUGGAUCAGGUGUACAAGGGCACCUCCUUCUCCCACCGACCCCACGCAGACUCAUUGGACCUUGAGUGGCGGUCUGGUGUUGCUGGUCAUCUCAUUUUGUCAGAUGAGGACUUGACGUCUGUGGUUCAGGGCAACUGGAAACGCCUUAACACACUGCAGCACUACAAGGUCCCAGACGGUGCAACAGUAGCGCUGGUCCCUCGCCACACAAAACACAUUCACAAUGACAACCACGACUACAUUGCAGGAGAGAAGACUCCAAUGCUGGAGGAUGCAGAUGAAGGUGGAGUGAGGCUGUGGCAUCUGGUGAAAGCCAGCGAGGAGCCUGAGCUGCCCAAACACCGCAGAGGGAGCCUGAGGGAGAGAGAGAGGGCCAAGGCCAUCCCUGAGAUCUACUUGACCCGCCUGCUGUCCAUGAAGGGUACAUUGCAGAAGUUUGUAGACGAUCUGUUCACAGUGAUCCUCAGCACCAGUCGUCCUGUACCGCUGGCUGUCAAAUACUUCUUUGAUCUGCUGGACGACCAGGCAGGACAACAUGGCAUCUCCGACCCAGAGACUAUACACAUUUGGAAGACCAACAGUCUCCCUCUGCGUUUCUGGAUCAAUAUUGUGAAGAACCCUCAGUUUAUCUUUGAUGUCCAGGCGUCAGACCACGUGGAUGCAGUACUUUCUGUCAUUGCCCAAACCUUUAUGGACUCCUGCACCAUUGCUGAGCACAAGCUGGGACGGGACUCUCCCAUUAACAAGCUGCUGUAUGCCCGAGACAUCCCCCGCUACAAGCAGAUGGUAGAAAGGUACUAUGCUGACAUCCGGCAGACCAUCUCAGCCAGUGACCAGGAGAUGAACUCUGCUCUGGCUGAACUGUCCAGGAACUACUCUGGAGAGCUGAACUACCUGGUCGCACUGCACGAGCUUUACAAGUACAUCAACAAAUACUAUGACCAGAUCAUCACAGCGCUGGAGGAGGACCCCACAGCCCAGAAGAUGCAGCUCGGCUACAGACUGCAGCAGAUCGCAGCCGCCGUGGAGAAUAAAGUCACGGACUUGUGACAGAGGAAACACCCACCAGAGCUAUGGCAAAUCGAGGAGGCAAAGAGUGGGACACUUAAACCCUGCAGGUUGAACUGAAAAGCAGAAAGCAACAGACAGACAAAUUGGAAGACAGUACCAACCUUUGUUUUAGGAGGAAGGUUUGGAGUCAAGGAGCUGUGAGUUUUUGAAGAAACUUUUCAGAAGUAUCGGAAGAUUCAGCUUAGCAUUGAAGUUCACAUCCCAGCACCUUCAGUCCUUUGUUGGUGUUGGCUGAGGAUGCAUCAGUUACUUUAGUCUGAGCUCUCUGUAGAAGCAGGGCACUGAACAAAUCUGGACAAAGAAAGUGUAAAAGACACCAGUCAGUCCUGCUGUCCCUCUGUUAACUUUAUAAAGAGACAUUUAGAGGAAGAACAUUGUGUUUUAUCCUGGGUACAAUAUUUGCACACUCCACCAGCUAAAUGCUGGUAAAAUAUACAAGUGUCUGGGAGAUUUGCUUUCUCACCAGCCAAAAAAACAAUAGUAAUCUAUUGAGUGACUGGUCAAAUUUGAACAUUCACUAGCCAUUUGGAUGGUGGACAAAAAAGUAAAUUUUGCACCCUGGUUUCAUCGCUACAGAACAGUGCUGGACUUAAAACUUAACAAUCUUAUAAAGCAGCUGUUCCAUAGUCAGCUGAUCUGACUAAAGACUGAUGACAUUUUCCCUUGAGUGAAUUUUUAAAGCGGUAUCUUGUAUGCCUUGUGUGCUUUUCGCUGCUGUCUAGUCAAAAGUUGUGUGUGUGUUCCAUUUUACCCUGGUUGUCAUUCUACAUCUUGUAUUGUCACAUUUCUGGUUUCUAGUAAAAGGUAUUGAAGUGGUUAUUAUAUUUUAGAUUUUAAGACAGCAGUAUUCACAAAACAGUGAUCUGAAAUGUCUCUGAAUGUUUAAGAAUGAAACCCCUUUACACAAAGCCAAUCGCUAAGAGUUUAAUAAGUCACUGCCACUCUCUACCUCAGCCUACUGUGCUGCAUCAGAUACUCUUCUAUUUUUUCAGUGUUGUUCACGCAACACUACUAUGUACAAGUUAACCAGCUAUAACUACCAAUACAGCAGCACAGCAAGAUCUGGCCUAACUCCAGCUGGACUCAAUUGCAGCAGUACAAACACACAUUUUCUUUCCUGUGUGUGAUUGGAAAUCAAAGCAUGCUUGUUUGAGCAUUUUAAGGUACUUAAACCCCAACUGAGUGACAGUUUACUUUUUAGUUUUUGUUUCUUGCUUUUAAACUUAUUCAUGCAGAUUCAAGUCAUGGGAAAGAUGUUAGAGGAAAAUAAAAACUCCUUCCAUAAAAAAAACUCCAUGAAGUGGAUUCUUAGUGUGCACCACAGUGUUUUAUUGUGUAAGUCAGUCAUAUGUCUAUUUUGUAAAUUUUUAACAUUCCUUUUGGGAUCAAUACAAGGUAAUCAUGGUUCACCUUGGUCCACUCCAAGCCAAGGUGAUGGUACAUGUUUUUUGGUAUCGACAUCAUGGUUGGUAUACAGUUGUAUUGAACACAAGGUGGCAUUUCUUCAUGUGCUGAUGGAAUGUAUGACAUUUUAUUUUUGUCAAGUUGAUACAGAUUAUGCAUUGAUUAUACUGCUACUGGUUCAGAAGGUAUAUUUGAUCUUGUGACACUGUUCUGAUUUCAGUUAGAGCACAGAGACCUUAUAUACAUGAGCUCAUGUUUGCUGAUGUUGUUCUCAUUUAAAGGUGGAGUCUCUGAUUUUAAUCCAAUACACUUUUUGUCAAAUUCAGCGAAUAUCUCCUCAGUCUGUUUGCUGUCCGUCCAUACACAGUCCUGCUCUGUGAAUGAGAAACAAGCAAAACACUAUUCUGUUGGUGCUGGUGCACAGGACAUGGGAAAGGCCAUGAUGUAUAAAGAGAAAGGUAGUGAUGGUAAAUCUGGCACAUGAAGGAGCACUGACGGGAGUGGGUUAUUUGUUUGGGUGUUGAGUUAAAAAAUAAACGUCUUUUUUCAGAAACAAAGACUCCACCUUUAAAUGACAAAGACUGAGAUGGCUUCCUAGGGGUAAGUAGGGCUGGGUAUGGUUGGACAUUUGUUGAUGCUGUUCCUUGUGUCAAACUCUGUUUCCCUUUUUAUUUAUUUUUUAAGAUUAUGUUUUUGGGCAUUUUCAGCCUUUAUUUGGAUAGGACAGCAGAAGACAUGAAAGGGGAGAGAGAGGGGGGACUGACAUGCAGCAAAUGGUCACAGGUCGGAGUCAAACCCGGGCCCGCUGCGUCGAGGAGUAAACCUCUAUAUUUCCCUUUUUAAAUAGUGUCCCCCAUAGCACUGCCCUCUGUGGUUAGGGCUUAAUUUCUGUUAAUAUUUAGGUUAUGGCUAGGCACUGCAGAGAUAACUGGUUGGGUUCAGGUGAACAAAAGGGGAAACCCAGAUCCACAAAGAUACUUGCCAACUUUGAUACUUGAGUUCGUCAAUACUCAAGUCAGUGCUUUAGACGCAGUGUAGUCUCUACUUUAAAAGUAAUGAGGUUUUAUACCCAGCCCUAGUCAUCAGUGACCAAAAAAGAUGAGUGUUGAAGAGUGUCAGCUGAGCCUAAUGCCUAAUACGUGUCAUUCCCAGGUCCAGGCUCAGCAUUUCAGAAUGUAGCCCGUAGGUUUAUUACUACAUUACCUAACACAUACAAGCAACUAAUGACUCAUAUGAACAGAUGGUUUGUUCUGUCAGACACUGUUAGUUUAGAUAGUGAAAGCUCAGUGAUGAUAAAGACAAGCCAUUUGAGGGAAAACUAUAACUGUUAUUAGGCUGUAUAAAUUUGGCAAUGUAGAGCAGGCUCUGCAAGGAGCAGUUUUAAGGGUGUUUCUUAUUCUUAUUUUGUGUGUUAAUAUCAUUGUACAUAUUGAUUUAAAAUGUAACUGUAGUGAUUUUACCUGUUUAAUAAGAGAAUUGAUGCAAAUUAUCACAGAUGCUGAUGUAAUAAAGUAUUCUUAAAAUUA
Messenger RNA from Perca fluviatilis (European perch), 10397 nucleotides. RefSeq names its product plexin b1b (gene plxnb1b). The transcript is spliced from 40 exons. The record is from RefSeq and is a predicted model, not a curated record. Gene Ontology annotation, cellular component: semaphorin receptor complex. Bases 655 to 7446 code for a protein of 2263 amino acids. Gene Ontology annotation, biological process: negative regulation of cell adhesion; regulation of cell migration; positive regulation of axonogenesis. Gene Ontology annotation, molecular function: semaphorin receptor activity; protein binding. NCBI's taxonomy places the organism in Eukaryota, Metazoa, Chordata, Actinopteri, Perciformes, Percidae.